Camelus dromedarius (Arabian camel) is the source of this 1009-nucleotide messenger RNA. RefSeq names its product interleukin 5 (gene IL5). The record is from RefSeq and is a predicted model, not a curated record. The transcript is spliced from 4 exons. Lineage: Eukaryota; Metazoa; Chordata; Mammalia; Artiodactyla; Camelidae. Gene Ontology annotation, molecular function: growth factor activity; interleukin-5 receptor binding. Gene Ontology annotation, biological process: immune response. Gene Ontology annotation, cellular component: extracellular region. The coding region runs from base 207 to 611 and encodes 134 amino acids.
UAUUAUUAAAAGAUAAAAGUAAAAUUUAUUUUUUAAGAUACAAGACAUUGGAAACAUUUAGUUUCACGAUUUGCCAUUAUUAGGCAUUCUCUAUCUGAUUGCUAGAAAUUAUUCAUUUCCUCAAAGAGAGAGAAUAAAUUGGUUGGGGAUGCAAUCUUGUACUAUGCUUAUUCUUUGCCAAGACAAACGCUGAACAUUUCAGAGCCAUGAGAUUGCUUCUGCAUUUGAGUUUGCUAGGUCUUGGAGCUGCCUACGUUUGUGUCAUUGCUGUAGAAAGUCCCAUGAAUAGACUGGUGGCAGAGACCUUGACACUGCUCUCCACUCAUCGAACUCUGCUGAUAGGCGAUGGGAACUUGAUGAUUCCUACUCCUGAACAUACAAAUCACCAACUAUGUAUUGAAGAAGUCUUUCAGGGAAUAGACACAUUGAAGAAUCAAACUGAACAAGGGGAUGCCGUGGAAAAGCUAUUCCAAAACUUGUCUUUAAUUAAAGAAUAUAUAGACCUCCAAAAAAAAAAGUGUGGAGGAGAAAGAUGGCAAGUAAAACAGUUCCUAGACUACCUGCAAGUUUUCCUUGGCGUAAUAAACACUGAGUGGACAACAGAAAGCUGAGACUAAACUGUCUUAUUGUAGCUUAAGAUUUGGGAGGAAGAGAAGGAUGUUUUACUGCAAGGAGAAUGAGGGCUAACCAACGGUUGGGCCAUAAUGUUCAGUGUAAUUAAACUUCAGAGGCAAAGCAAAUAUUUCAGGCAUUCUGCUACUUCACCACCUCACACAGGCAGAAAGCAUACAAAUAAAAUAUUUGAGAUGUACUUAAGGUAUCAGAAUCAUUGAAGUAUUUUCCACCAGUUUGCUCCAGGCAAAAUAGGUAUAUGCUUUAAUCUAUCUUAUUUAAUGUAAUAUUCUGUAAAAUGUCUGUUAACUUAACAUUAUUUAUGAAAUGAGAAUUUGGAAAAUUAAUAUUUAUUCCCAAUAAAAUAAAAAUAGACAAUUCUGGUUCAGUUUGUUGC